GGAUACUGGUACUUUUGAAAAGGAAAAUGGAGAAUUUUUGAGAACCCACGCAAUCAGCAUCCCCGACCGCCGCCACAACUACAAACAAUAGAAGCCCACCAUGAAGAUUGCCUUCUUGCAUACCCUGUCGAGCAACCAAGCUCUGUUCACUCCCUACACGGAAGAUCUACAACGAAAAAGACCCGGUGUGACGACCACUCACCAUGUGGACGAAGAUUUGUUGAAGAAUGCCCGAAAGAUCGCUUCCGAGGAGGAUAGAGCCAGAGUCACGACUCAGGUCCACCAAGCCUUGUCCUCUAUGAUAGGCAGUGGCGCCAAUGUGGAUUUUGUAGUCUGUACUUGUUCUACCAUUGGAGACAUGGCCGAACGAUACACAUCCAGUGCUCCCGUCUUGAGAGUGGAUCAACCCAUGGGACUCCGAUUGGGAAAUCCGUCCUUGGGCGAUGAUGCCGAACAAACCACGUCUUCUCACAUCCCCGUCUUGCGAGUGGAUCGACCCAUGGCAGACUGUGCCGUGGGGUAUUCCGUCAUUCACGUUCUCGCCGCGCUGGAAUCGACUCUCGAACCCACCAAAGAGUUACUCGACAAAUGUGCCAGUACUGCACAUACCCAUCCCAGAAUUCACAUGACGGUCGUUCCCGAGGCAUGGUCGCACUUUCAGCAGGGGGAUCAGAAAGCAUACAUCCAAACGAUUGCCGAUUAUAUACAAGAAAAAUACUCCAACACAGAGUCGUCCCAAGAUUCAGUCAUUGUUCUGGCACAGGCAUCCAUGUCUCCCGCUGCAGAAUUAUUAUUGAUACCAGAGCAACAAUCAUCAUUGGGUGACAAGGACAAGGACACGGGGAUGGCAGAGUUGCCAAGAAUUCUCACCAGUCCCUCCAUUUGCGUGGAUUACCUAGCGGGCUUGAGAGAUUGAAUCUGAGAUCGGCAUGAAUCUGACCCACAACCCAUAGUAACGUACAUGGUCACGAAAACCAAUUAUGCAUGCCAGAGCUUGCCCUACAAUGGGUGUUACUAUGAUUAUGAACUACUAGCUAGUACCGGUACGACUACAAAUACUAUAAAGAAUGAAGCCAUGAUUUUGUUUGU
Seminavis robusta is the source of this 1089-nucleotide messenger RNA. The record is from the annotation of a GenBank genome assembly. Lineage: Eukaryota; Bacillariophyta; Bacillariophyceae; Naviculales; Naviculaceae.